This is a messenger RNA of Fusarium redolens, 450 nucleotides long. RefSeq lists its product as uncharacterized. The record is from RefSeq and is a predicted model, not a curated record. The coding region runs from base 25 to 204 and encodes 59 amino acids. Lineage: Eukaryota; Fungi; Ascomycota; Sordariomycetes; Hypocreales; Nectriaceae. The transcript has a single exon.
CCAGAUGUCGACAUUUAAACCAAGAUGAGGGGGGGUCUUAAGUUGUCGGAACUUUCGAACACCGGUAUCGGCCAAUCGGAUGUAGUUUCCAGCUUAUCGGGUUGGGCAAUUAUAUCUGGCGUUCCAAUAAGAUCUACAGAAUCGAACAAGUCACUUUCUGGCACGAUCCAAAUGGGGACUUGGUGGAGGGAAUCAAGAAUAUAAAAAUGAGCUAAAUAUCGAUAGUAUAGAGGAAAGCCUACUGAUUUUGGAUAUCACAAUAGGGGUAAUACUUAGACAUUUACGAAAGCAGAAGGGCAUCUCUCAGGUCACCUUGUACAGCAUGUUUACAAGUAUUUUUCAGCAAUUUGUAGUUGGCAGGUGUAUUGCUUUUUGCGGAACGGGACGGGAAGAAGCACGUUUAAUAAAGACACAUAGCAACGACGGAACCACGGAUGAACGCCUUCCGGU